AAUGCUGUGUAGAGGUGGACGUGUUCAGUGUUGAUAAAAUUAACGGUUUGUUGACAUCACUUGCAAAUACGAAACUAUUUGAAGUGCUGGUGAUAUUUAUAAUUUGUGUUUCUGUGGAUUUUAAAGUGGCGUGGGAACGAUGGCCAUGCAGCAAGAAGUCGGCGUACCAGACUUUGUCUUACUGGACAAUUUGACGACAGAUAACUUCGUGGAGAAUUUGCAUUUGAGGUUCAAACACAACAAAAUCUACACAUACAUCGGCGAGGUGCUGGUGUCGGUGAACCCCUACAAGACCCUGGACAUAUAUGGCGCCCAGCAGAUGGCCGAGUACAGGGGGCGGGAGAUGUUCGAGGUGCCCCCGCACGUGUACGCUGUGGCGGACGCGUGUCAGAGAGUUUUGAGGCAGCAGGGCAAAGACACGUGUGUGCUGAUAUCGGGCGAGUCUGGCUCCGGGAAGACGGAGGCAUCCAAGUUCAUCAUGAAGUACAUCGCCGCAAACACCACACAAGUUCACAGAGAGUAUAUCGACAGGGUAAAAAACGUGCUCAUUCAGUCCAACUCCAUCUUGGAGACCUUCGGCAACGCGAAGACCAACAGGAACGACAACUCCUCACGGUUCGGGAAAUACAUGGACAUCCACUUCGACUACAAGGGCGACCCAGUGGGGGGGCACAUCAGCAAUUACCUCCUGGAGAAGAGCAGGGUUGUCAGCCUUCAGCCGGGGGAGAGGAAUUUCCAUUCCUUUUAUCAGUUAAUGAGCACAAGCAACCCUACCACCAAGAAAUACGGUUUAAAUUCGAACACGGCAUACAAACUGCUGGGCAGCGAACGCGCCACGGCACAGGACUCGAAGCUGUACUCGUUGACCAACAGCGCAUUCAACGCGCUGGGUUUCCCGCCGGCCGUGGUCAACGACAUCUGGGGUAUUGUGGCUGGUGUUGUUCUGCUGGGCGAGCUCACAUUCACGGAAACGCCCGACGGCCUCCUAAACAUCGGCGGCCCUCUCCACCAAUGUGUCGCCGCCUUAGGAGUGUCACAGGACGCCCUGCGAGCUUGCAUGGCCGGCAGGGUGCUAUCAGCUGGUGGGGAAUUGGUGUCUAAGGAACAUUCUUUGAGCGACGCUAACUAUACGAGAUUAGCGUUGAUCAAAGCGGCAUACGACAGGCUGUUCACCUGGAUUGUUCAGCAGAUCAACAAAGCGAUAGAAGUACCCACCGGCACGUACAAGAGUACUCUGAUCGGCGUCCUUGACAUAUACGGCUUCGAAAUCUUUGACACGAACAGCUUUGAACAGUUCUGCAUCAACUAUUGCAAUGAAAAGCUCCAGCAACUGUUUAUAGAAUUGGUGCUAAAACAAGAGCAGGAGGAGUACGCCCGCGAAGGUAUCCAGUGGACCCCGAUCAAGUAUUUCAACAACCGCAUCAUUUGCGAGCUAGUGGACGCGCCGCACCAGGGCAUCAUAGCCAUUAUGGACGAGGCGUGUCUUAAUCCCACUAAGAUAUCAGACAAGCAACUCCUUGAGGCGAUGGACAAGCGACUGAGCAACCACAAACACUACACAUCGCGUCAACUGUCGCCCACUGACAAGAAACUAAAACAUUCCGUAGACUUUAGGAUCACCCACUACGCGGGCGACGUGACGUACGCCAUCACCGGCUUCACGGACAAGAACAGGGACUCGCUGUGGCAGGACCUCAAGCGGCUGCUGCGCCACUCAACCAACGCGUCGCUGGCCGGCAUGUGGCCGGAGGGCGGCACCAAUAUACAGAAGACGUCAAAACGUCCACCAUCGGCUGCGACCCUGUUCCGCAACUCCAUGUCCUCGCUGGUGGCGGGGCUCCAGAGCAAGGAGCCGUUCUACGUGAGGUGUGUGAAGCCGAACCCGCUGCAGGCGCCCAACACCUGGGACGAUGAGCUGGUGCGCCACCAGACGGCGUACCUGGGGCUGGUGGAGAACGUGCGCGUGCGCCGCGCCGGCUUCGCGUGCCGCCAGCGCUACGACCGCUUCCUCCGGCGCUACAAGAUGCUGUCGCAGUACACGUGGCCCAACUUCCGCGGCGCCGGCGACCGCGAGGCCGUCAUGGUGCUGCUGAGGGACCUUCAGAUCACGGAUGUACAGUUUGGGCACACCAAGCUGUUCAUCAGGAGCGCCCGCACGCUCCAGCAGCUGGAGGCGUCCCGCUCGGAGCUGAUCCCGUCGAUCGUGGUGCUGCUGCAGAAGCUGUGGCGUGGAACGCUGGCCCGCCAGCGGUACCGCAAGAUGAAGGCCGCGUUCCUCAUAUACAAUGCCUGGAGGCGGUACCGCGGCCGCCGCUACAUCGGCGAGCUGCAGGCGGAGCUGGCGCGCCACCGCGGCGUCAUCCAGCGCUGGCCGGAGCCGCCGCGCGCCGCCGCCGCCGCCGCGCGCCUGCUGCAGGCCGGCUACCGGCGCUGGCGGGCCUAUCUCAUCCUCAAGCCCAUCCCCAGGGACCAGUGGCCCCAGCUCAAGAUGAAGAUCUGCGCGGCCAGCGCUUUGAGCGGAAGACGGGCGGAGUGGGGCUCGAACCGGCAGUGGCUCGGGGACUACCUGGCUGAUGAUAAUUACAACUCCAAGUCUGCUCUAUACAAAGCGUCAAUAUCGACCCUCCAGCGAAGCCCCCACUUCGGCAAGCCUUUAUUCUCGUGUCGCGUACACAAGUUCAACCGACACAACAAGAUGGCGGAGAGAUGUUUGUUGAUCACCGACAACGCCAUCUACAAGAUCGACGCUAACACUUUCAAAGUGCUGAAGAAACCUACGCAGAUAUCCGAGGUGGGAGCCGUCCGCGUGAUGAGCAGCGACGCCCAGCUGGUGGUGGUGAGCGUGCCGGCCGCCAACAACGACCUGCUGGUGGGGCUGGUGGCCGGCGCCGGCGACCUCGUGGGCGAGCUGGUGGGCGUGCUCGCCAACCGGUUCCACAUGUUAACAGGCUCUGACUUGAUCGUGGAAGUGGAACGCGGGGCGACCACCCGCUGCACUCUGGGCGGGAAAACUCGCGCGCUCCAGCUGCCCCCCUCCGCCGCCGCGCUGGCCAAUCAGGCGGCGCCGUUCACGCAUGCGCACAACGUCAUCACGUACCAUCCCGCCUCGGCUAGGGCGUGAGGCGAGUGUUUAAUGUGUCAAGUUCUUUUUUUGAAUAUGGUUGGCAUGGAAGGAAAGUUCUGGAAUGAAUACGUCAAUUGUAAAUUCAUUAUUUUUUUUAAUGCGAUGUAAAUUUCUAUAUAGCCAGUUCUUGUACAAUACUGUAAAACUUAAUAAGGUUCUUUCCUUUUUUAAAUGCGAUGUAAUUUUUUUUUGUAGUCAAUUCUGGAAUUAAAAAUACGUAGGUAUUUGAUUAAAUUAUCAGGAAGAUUAAGUAGGACAGAGUUCAUUAUAUUUUUAAUAUGGCAAAAAUUUCUAUUAAAAAAAAUUUUGCAUUUAAUAUAUCAAGACUUUUUUAGAAUUCGUCUGAAACUUAAGCUUGUUUAUUUGUUAUGAAAGAAUAAUGUGAACAAAAUAGGAUUUAUUUUAAAAUUAACAGCUUUAUUAACGGUAAAAUUCUUAGUCGACUACUGGUUGUGACAUACAAACAAUUUAACAUUUUAUAGUAAACUUAGAAAAUGCAGCAAUAUUAAAAUUUACAAAGAAAAAAUAAUCUAAACGCCAUAUUGUCAAAUAACGUAUUACAAAGCUGUAUACACACAUGUAAGUUAAAAGUGAUAGCAAAUAUCGCCUUAUGAUGUAGCCUAAGCCAUGAAUUUAAUUAAAAAUAUAUUUGAAAUAAUGGCAAAAUUCAUAAUUUUUACAUGUUAUAAAUAUUCACAGUUUAUAAUUCGAUAAAUUAUUAUCUUGACAUUAUUAAUAUCAUCACAGUUAUAUUAUUCAUAAGUUGAAAUUGUUUCUGGUCAAAAUGAAGCCGAAAGAAACGCAAAAUAAUAACGCUCUCCCUUUCGCUUUGAUACUGAUAGAAAAGAACAGCAUGAUAUGAAACAUGGUUAACUUAGUAUAGUGAUUUGUUAAGUACCUUAAUUUAUUUAAAGUGAUAACGAUAGUUUUAAAAACGAGUAAUAGUUAUGUUUGUUAUAUUAUUUAUAAUAUUUUUGUACGUAUUUUUCAAGCGAUUUUAUGUAAUGUUUAAUUGUAACGGCGUACACUUAAAAUGUUUUAAUUACAUAUUUUUGUUAAAAAAUGUUUUUUUAUAAUGUCUGUAUAAUGAGAAAUUAAUAUUAUUAUUUUUUUAAUUCAUGUUAUUAGCCGAAUAUGAUGGAUUAAUUCUUAUAUUACUUUUUGAACUUAUACAAGUGAGUUUGUGUCAUAAAAUGAUUUCAUGACAACGGCGAGAGUCAAUAUUUCUUAUUACUGUUUUGAUGUAUAAUUAUUAUAAUAAAUAUUUAAAAUUAUGUCAACAUGUGCCUAAUGAAACAAUAAAUAUAUAUAAAACUAUUGAUGUACAAGACGAGCUAAAUUUUAAUAUGAUUCCGUGAUAUUGUAUGCAUAAUUUAUAAUUUGGAAAUUUUCACGUUCAUCAAAGGGUCAGUAUUAUUGAUUUUUUUUGAUAAAGUACUACAGAUUAUGUUGAAAUUAUUUGAAGUAACUGUGUUUUAUCUAAUACCGAUAACAAAAAAUAUACAUACAUACAUAUAGUCACAUCUUUAUCCCUUGCGGGGUAGGCAGAGCCAACAGUUUUGAAAAGACUGAAUGGCCACGUUCAGCUAUUUGGCUUAAUGAUAGAAUUGAGAUUCAAAUAGUGACAGGUUGCAAGCCCAUCGCCUAAAAAAAUAAUCCCAAGUGUAUAAGCCUAUCCCUUAGUCGCCUUUUACGUCAUCCAUGGGAAUGAGAUGAAGUGGUCUUAUUCUUUUUUGUAUUGAUGCCGGGAACCACACGGCUCUAUAUACAUACAGUAGACAGAGCCAACGUCUUGAGAGAAAAAAAUAAUGUUUAAGAUAUAAGGAAGACAGUAUUCGUUAACUGAAUCAUAACGGGAUACUAAUAGCAGGUAGUUAAGUAUCAUAUACAUAUGUUAAAAGAAUUUCAAAGCCUUGAGGAACUUAAUAAUGCCUGAAAGUUGGCAGAAAAUGUGACGUUUUAAUAGUUUAAUGGAUCUCUGUGUCUUCAUAAUAAUUGUAAUUAAAAUAAAUACAAAUAUGCUCAUGUCUUUAACAACUGACCCUAGGGCCUUUUGCUCUGAAGUUGCAAUAACUUUCGUAUUGUGAGGUCACACCAUACUAUAAAUAUAUAUUAUAUUUGGAGAUAAUAUUAAUAUAAUGCCAUAUAAUUGAAUGAUCUCCAAAUAUAAUACGAUUUUAUUUAAUGUCAUAUUCUAAAUAGCCGACAUAAACCUGCCCGCCGUUCCAUAUUAUUUUAUAAUUGCGAUGCCCAACAGGGUUCAUAUUGUACCUAUUUAUAAGCAGUGACUGUAAUUCAACUGAUGUACUUUAUGAUAUGCAAUGAAGAUUUUGAAUUUGAAUAUAACCAAAAUGUGUAAUCUUGAUCGGCCGCCAUGCAACGUUAGUUCCUUGGCGAUAAAAAAAUAUGUAAUACGUCUCAACUUCGGAGCAAAAGAAUUAUUAUACACAACAAACAAACAAAAAUAAAGUGUCCACGCUAUGUGUAAAGUAACGUACAAAACUUAGUGAUAGUGUGAAAUAAUAAUUUAUUUUAGCUCAGUAUUGUUUUAACAACGAAUUGUAUUUUGUAAGCGGAUUCGUUUAUUUGCGAAUGACGAUUUAUAGGUACAAAUUGUUAUAGGGUGUCCUAAUCGCUUUUGCGCAAAACUUUGGACCGUAUCAGAUGGUUCUUAACACGACGACUCACCGUGGGGCGAUGAAAUGGCUACGCGAGUCGUAACGUGUAUCGUCAGAGCCUUUUAAAACAGUUUGUGAGUAAUCGUGAGAUCAUUGCACUCCUUUUUUCGGCUCGAGUAAUAGUAAAGUUUGAGAUUGCUUCAUUGACACAUGGAAAAGUAUAUGUUUUUAAAUAUUUUUUGUGGUGGUCUGAACGGGCCUGUAUGACUGUGUACUCUUUAAAUAGAGUUUGUUUGUUUAAGAAGAUAAAGAUCACUUGUAUCUAAAAGUUGUUUAAUGUAAGACUACAGAAAAUAAGAUUAAUUCACCCUGUCUCGACGACCGUUUGUUAUUCAAAUAACUUCUUUAUUAUUCUUAGCGCACUGACAUGUAAUAUUAACUUAAACGUAUAUCUAUAUAAUGGCUCGCACCUAAAGUGUGUCGCGAGGUCAGCGAAAUAUGUACGUACGGUGGUAAGACCGUACGUCGUCAUUUGCAAAUAAAUGAAUCCACAAAGUCGUCAGUAGGUACGCCUAGCGUUGUAUAUAGCCGUUAUGAAAGUGAUUAGUCGAACGUGCCUUUUUGCGGUGCCAUUGUGUCUAUUAAACGUAAUAUUUUCUUUUA
Amyelois transitella is the source of this 6405-nucleotide messenger RNA. It is a transcript of the gene Myo31DF, whose product is annotated as unconventional myosin ID. The record is from RefSeq and is a predicted model, not a curated record. Lineage: Eukaryota; Metazoa; Arthropoda; Insecta; Lepidoptera; Pyralidae. Gene Ontology annotation, biological process: vesicle transport along actin filament; actin filament organization. The transcript has 19 exons. Gene Ontology annotation, cellular component: myosin complex; vesicle; actin cytoskeleton. The coding region runs from base 140 to 3121 and encodes 993 amino acids. Gene Ontology annotation, molecular function: ATP binding; microfilament motor activity; actin filament binding.